Messenger RNA from Seminavis robusta, 2777 nucleotides. The record is from the annotation of a GenBank genome assembly. NCBI's taxonomy places the organism in Eukaryota, Bacillariophyta, Bacillariophyceae, Naviculales, Naviculaceae.
GGUUUUCGUGCUCAAACUCGGCAUGACAGUCACUCGGCAACAUCGGCAAUGGCGAAAGACCACUACUACUAUGCCGCCUACGGCACCGCGGCGCUGUCCAUGGCAAUAGGAUGGAACCGCAACAGUCCCUCGCUCUUCAAGACGACGGUAGAUUCAUCCGUGCCGUGGCUGCUGUCGACGUUGGGUGGAUGGUGGUUAUUAAAGGCUCUGGGAAGCGUGCCCAUUGGCAUCUCACACAAGCUAGGAACCAAACUUGGGACUCACAACAACAGCAAUAAUAAUACUGAAAACAACAAGAGACGCCUGGGAUUUCUCGAGCGCUGGUAUGUGGCCCAUUCCAGGUCUGGGAUGCAUACUGGGUUCUUGAUUGCACUCGAGUUGGAGAGUAGUAAUACCGAGACGUCGUUGUUGUCAUUGGAGGAUACGAGGCAGAUUCUGAGACGGGUCUGUCAGAAAUUUCCUUGGUUGCGAGUCAAAUUGAAGCGCGAUGGAGUCGAUGGGAUCGAUUCCCGUGAAUUUCUCAAGCCAGCGUCAUCAUCCUCCACAGAAACAGAAAACACCAACGGUUUGUGGGGCGACGACUUGUACGUGCAAGUUUUGAGUCCUCAGCAACCAUCGGGUGAUUUCUUUGCUUUCAGGCAGGUAGUGGUGGAGAAGGAGUCCAACAUUCCAGAGGUUUUGGAACGAACUCUGGAAGAAGAAAGCACCCAAGAAUGGCACGACGAAGACCCCAGUGCCCCCUUGUGGAGAGCCACUGUUCUCAGCACUGCCGAUAACCCACACAGAUUUUCCUUGAUUUUGGCAUUCCAUCACUUGAUUGUAGAUGGAGUUGGAAGUACAAGCAUUGCCCAGGCGAUUCUGGAUGAAAUGAACAGCCAAACACCUAAUGGCAACAAGAGCACGGAUGAUGAAGCAACCAUCAACAACAACCCACUAGCCCCGCCAAUGGAGGACUUGAUGGAUACGGUUCCUACCUUGAGCCACUUGCUCAUCCCAGUGCUUUUGGAUCGAUUUCCCAGUCUUGAAACGUACUUCAAGCCGAUCCAUUGGAAAGGACUCACAAAGCAUGAUGCGGGUGCAAGACAGAGCACCAUGGUCUGCUGUCCAAUUUCCUUGAAUGGACAACAACUGGCAAAGGUAUGCGAGGACAUGAAGUUUACGUUCAAUUCACUUUGCGUGGCAACACUCUGCAAGGCGAUUGCCAAAACAGUGGGAAACCAAAAGGAACACAUAUCUGCCGCAAUGACAACUACUCAAAAUAAUGGGAUCAACUCGGUAAACUUCAAAGUGAUUGUAGCCAAGAAUGAACGCAACAAUUGCCAUCCAGUCAAGCCGGACGAUCUGGGAGUCUAUCUUUCCGGUCCCCAAGUCUACGUCUCUUGUUGCUCUUCCAACAACAACGCCACCACUACGAAUAAAGCCGAAUACCAAUCGAUUGCCUCCUCGUUUCAGCAACGGCUCCGCGCAUUGUAUCGCGCGGCUGCCAUGGACAUGGGCUUGUGUGUCUUUAUUCCCGGUGAUUGGAUUCCGUUCGCAUCCAAGUUCGCCAAGAAUGAACCCAAUGGUAUCAAUGACAGCAUUGAAUUCAGCAAUCUAGGAAAGGUACGAUUUACCACAAACAACGGAACGCCCAACAAGUGGAACGUCAAGGACUUUUGGUUUGCCCAAGGACGGAGAGAGACUGGCGCGGCGAUCAUUGCCACCAUUACUCGCAGCGGGGAGGCUGGUGAGGAGAUUAGAGCCGUGAUGAGUGCGUUUCCCCAGGCCGUGCCAAGAACUACUCUAGCUCAGAUAGCCGAUACUUGGAAAUCAGAUUUGGAACUUUUGGUUGGAAAGAAUGAACACAAACACCGUUUUGAGAACUGAUAGAAAUCCCCGUUUUGACUCUCUUAUUAUCUAGCCAGCAUGCUCGUAAUUCACACAAGGAACCGUGACGGCGGAGAUACGUCGACACAUACAACAUUCUUUACCAAGUACGACUUAUAGGGUAGGCGGCAUUAUGGUAUUGCGAGUGGUGUGUUUUGUUUUUGAAGCGGCAGAAGGUGGUGGUAAACCAUGAAAUAGAGAUUGAGGCCAAAAGUGGUGCUCGAAAUAGUACCUUGAUUUGAGGCGCUCAAACGAAGUUUGCGAUCAAGUCUAACCAGCAGCUAUGGACAUCAAGAAAUGACACAAAUGUAAGCGGAGGCUUAUGGAAAAUCAAUUGGCAAGUCCCUUUCUUUUUAUAUGUUAGACUGCACUACAGUAAGGUUCCCUCCCGAAUCCCGCCUUCGAAGUGCUCCACCCAAUUGAAUUCCAUGGCCCCCGAAGCAGCAGUUGUUCCCUUCCCGAUUUCUUCUUUGUUUUGUACUUCCACUACCACGGCAUGUUCAAAGCAUAGAAAAGAGGUGCCUUUUUCCUUUUCUUGCAACUCGAAUUGCACGGACGAACGACAGCACUGGUGGACUUCGACCGACUCCAUCUGAAACACCUUCUGAUGCUCCAUCUACUAGUGUUUCUGCUCCUACAACUCCCACCACAAUUCCAACGCCAAACAGUAGAUGUUGUCUCUGGAGUUGGUGGUGUCUCUGAUGGGGCCCCAUCACUUGAAAGCACCUCACUUUCACAAUCACUUGGUGUUGUGGAAGGAUCAUUCGUAGAUGCGGUCUCAUCGCUUGGUACCUCACUUUCACAUUCGCAUUCACUUGGUGGGGUGGAAGGAAUGGCUGAAGGAUCAUUCGUAGAUGGAGUCUCAUCACUUGGUUCCUCACUUUCACAUUCACUUGGUGAAGGAUUCGUAG